Molecule: messenger RNA, 1059 nt
Organism: Phyllotreta striolata
Lineage: Eukaryota; Metazoa; Arthropoda; Insecta; Coleoptera; Chrysomelidae
Source: the annotation of a GenBank genome assembly
GUCGUUUUGAUAUGACGUUUGUUCUUGUUGAUAAUUUUUUUGUUUUGAGAAAUGUUUUUUAUCCCUAAUCUUAUCUUCGUAGUUUAGUUAAUUAGAGUAAGUUGAAAUUAAGCUACUAGGUGAAAUAGACUUAUUCUAAUAUCAGAAAUAUGACAAUGGGAGAUGAAACUCCUGUGACAACAUUAAUAUUGCCUGUGUUAAUACGCCCUAUUCUAUCAGAGCUCGAAAAACAGGAUGUCUCAGCGUCCCAGACCCUCCGAUCCGCCCUUACCAAGGCGGAGGCGUCCCACCCGGGGCUCACCUACGACCUUGUCGUCGGUAUUCUGCGAAAGGGGGACCUUACUGUUAACAUGAACGAGAGCAUUUUACGCUUACAGGGAGCUUUGUCUGAUUCUGAUGUUGUCGAAUAUCGUCUGAACCGCUCCGAAGAUGCAUUCCAAGAAUUAAAUAGGAAAUCCGCUGCCUUGAAGAGAAUUCUCAGUAGAAUUCCAGAUGAAAUUACCGAUAGAAAAACAUUUUUGGAAACUAUAAAAGAAAUUGCCAGUGCUAUAAAAAAAUUAUUAGAUGCUGUGAAUGCUGUGAGCGGUUUCAUUCCGGGAACCACUGGAAAGCAGUCCUUAGAACAAAGAAAGAGAGAAUUCGUGAAAUAUUCCAAGAGGUUCAGUAAUACAUUGAAAGAAUAUUUCAAAGAAGGACAUGCCAAUUCAGUAUAUGUUAGUGCCCUGUAUUUAAUUCACCAGACUAAUAUGAUUAUAACGACCGUGAAAAAUAAAUGUGAGUAACGAGUGAGAGGGAACACUAUUUUAUUUUUGUUGUCAGUUGAAAUCGUCCUCGGAGGUUGAAUUAUUUUAAUUGUGACUUACUUUUUAAAUAUUUUUUUUUAAUAAAUAAACUAUUUAAUAAUUGUACCCCCCAAUUACGUAAACUAUUAACGUUUUCUUUUUCGGUUAAGGUUUAGAGUAUUAUUGCAAUUAUUAUUGAUAGAUAUGUAAUAUAUGUUAUUAAAAAUAUAUAUAAUGUUGUUAUGACACGUUUUGUGUUGAUUGUUUAGAAGUAUAA